AUGAUCAACUACAUCAACAAAGUCAAUACUACCUGGAAGGCUGGACACAACUUCCAUAAUGUGGAUUACAGUUAUGUGCAGAAGCUCUGCGGAACACUGCUGAAUGGGCCGAAACUGCCUGUCAUGGUUCAAUAUGCUGGAGACAUAAAACUGCCUAAGGAAUUUGACUCUAGAGAGCAAUGGGCAAAUUGUCCAACUAUCAAAGAGAUCAGAGAUCAAGGCUCAUGUGGAUCAUGCUGGGCUUUUGGUGCCGCAGAAGCCAUCUCGGACCGUGUGUGCGUCCAUAGUGCUGGUAAAAUCAGUGUAGAGAUCUCUGCUCAAGAUCUGCUGACCUGCUGUGAUGGCUGUGGCAUGGGGUGUAAUGGUGGAUACCCCUCUGCAGCUUGGGACUUCUGGACAGAGAAGGGGCUUGUCACUGGAGGCCUGUAUGAUUCCAACAUUGGGUGUCGUCCAUACACCAUUGCUCCGUGUGAGCACCAUGUGAACGGCAGCAGGCCGCCCUGCACCGGGGAAGAAGGACACACUCCUGAAUGUGUGGCUCUGUGUGAACCUGGAUACUCUCCUGAAUACAGCAAGGAUAAGCACUUUGGAAAAUCCUCUUACAGUGUGCUGUCAGACGAAACACAGAUUAUGUCUGAAAUCUCCAAGAACGGUCCUGUGGAAGGUGCCUUCACAGUCUACGAAGACUUUUUGCUGUACAAAUCAGGUGUGUAUCAGCAUGUGUCUGGAGUAGCAGUCGGUGGUCAUGCUAUUAAGAUUUUAGGCUGGGGAGAGGAAGACGGUGUUCCCUACUGGCUCUGUGCAAACUCCUGGAACACUGACUGGGGAGAGAAUGGUUUCUUUAAAAUAUUGCGUGGGUCUGAUCACUGUGGCAUUGAAGCAGAGAUUGUAGCUGGCAUUCCAAAAUAA
Molecule: messenger RNA, 909 nt
Organism: Knipowitschia caucasica
Lineage: Eukaryota; Metazoa; Chordata; Actinopteri; Gobiiformes; Gobiidae
Source: the annotation of a GenBank genome assembly